This is a messenger RNA of Pelobates cultripes (western spadefoot toad), 474 nucleotides long. The record is from the annotation of a GenBank genome assembly. Lineage: Eukaryota; Metazoa; Chordata; Amphibia; Anura; Pelobatidae.
AUGGACCUUGAAUCUCCACUCAUAAGACCGACGAAAACGACGUGGAGACUUAACGACUCCCUUUUAACCGACCUCCCACUGAGGGCCCAAGUCACCGACACUCUACGGACGUACUUUACCGAGAAUGAGACGGGAGACGUAUCUGAUAUGACAGUAUGGGAGGCACACAAAAGUGUACUCCGGGGCAAGCUUAUCCAAAUCGCGUCACAACGGAAAAGAGAGGCGGGCGCACUUAUGUCAAACAUCCUGGACCGGAUCCGCUCCCUGGAAACACAACACAAACGUCAACAGGUGGAAGAUACCUACAAAGAACUAUUAGAGGAAAGAAGGAGACUACACGCACUGCUACUCAAGAGACACCUGAGACAACUCCGUAGAUCUAAAGGCUUCUUCUACCUCCACGCAAACAAAGGAGGCAAACUCCUCGCACAAAUGCUCAGGGGACAACAACACCCCUCACAAGUCCACAAAUGA